Molecule: messenger RNA, 156 nt
Organism: Racocetra fulgida
Lineage: Eukaryota; Fungi; Glomeromycota; Glomeromycetes; Diversisporales; Gigasporaceae
Source: the annotation of a GenBank genome assembly
AUGCGGGAAAAAUUAGCUAUCAUUACAUACUUUGAACAAAACCCUAUGGCCAGUAAACAUAGUACUGCUCAAAAAUUUGAUAUAAUACCAAAGCAUGCUUCGCCUGCUAUUAAAUGGUUAACCAUUGGUGCUUGUCCUAAAUAUCUACUUUUAGAA